CUCCUUCCUUGGCGGUUCCGAAUGCAAACCACCGCAGCAACCCAACCCCAUUUCAAUAAAUACACUCCCCCUCCCCCAUUUCUCUCUUUCUCUCUCUUCAACAAAAUAAACGUAAAAUAAAAUAAAAAUUACCCAGAAAAAAGGCAGCUUCCUUGUUCACACUUCUCAGUAUAUACAGCCAAACAACUAAAGCUUUAAUAUUCGGAUGCAAAUUGCAAAAACAAAGAAAUCAUCUUUAUUUAAUUUGGGUGUUUUAUUUGGUUUUCUGGGUGAGCAGGUGAGCUAGUCUUAAAUAUCGACACUGCAAACUGUCAAAACAUAAAUAAUAAUAUUAUCAAACCACAAAUUAAACAGCUAUCACAAACCCCAGCAGUUAGGAUGAGUGUGAGUGUUUUUGUUGGGAUGAAAAGAGUGAGAUUCUUGUGAACUUUCACCUCUCAUUCAAUUAUUAUCCCCAAUUUAUUUAUACUUUUAUACUCACUUUAUUAAAAAAAUUAAUUAUCAAAAUCACUGCUAAAUAUCUAGCAACUUUUUGUUCGAUUGGAAGAUCUUUUUCUGGUUUAUUUGUGUAGAAUUAUUCUGGGUUUUCAUUCUGAGUACUGGAAAUGGCUUUAAAUGCUUCAAAGUUCAUCAAAUGUGUCACAGUUGGAGAUGGAGCUGUUGGCAAAACUUGUAUGUUGAUUUGCUACACUAGUAACAAAUUCCCCACUGAUUACAUCCCAACAGUUUUUGACAAUUUUAGCGCGAAUGUGGUUGUGGAAAGUAUCACUGUCAACUUAGGACUCUGGGACACUGCUGGACAAGAGGAUUACAACAGAUUAAGGCCACUAAGCUACCGAGGGGCUGAUGUCUUCGUCUUGGCUUUCUCAUUAGUCAGUCGUGCGAGCUACGAGAAUGUGCAAAAGAAGUGGGUCCCAGAACUUCAGCAUUAUGCUCCUGGAAUACCAGUAGUGUUGGUUGGUACCAAGUUAGAUCUUCGAGGUGACAAGCAUUACUUGGCUGAUCAUCCCGGAGUACUUCCAGUUAGCACAUUAGAGGGAGAGGAACUCCGUAAGCAGAUUGGUGCUUUAUACUACAUCGAGUGCAGCUCCAAGACUCAACAGAAUGUAAAAGCAGUAUUUGAUUCUGCAAUCAAAGUAGUCAUCAAGCCACCUCAGAAACAAAAGGAGAAGAAAAAGAAGCCAAGACGAGGCUUUACAAUGAAUCUCUGUUGCCAGAAGAGCUUCCCGUGUCUCAAAUGAAUUUGUUGCUUGACAAGUACGGCUUUGUCAUUCACCAACUGACGCAGAUAUUCUCACGUUCAGGCUACCAGCCAUCGCUGACAUCAUCACCACUUCCCACGUCACAGGACUUAUAUCAUACACUGUCAUUCGAUAUGUAGAUGCUGUCAAUAGUAGUCUUCUAGUCACUCAACAUGUUACUCAUCCCUGUAUAUGCAGUCUGUGAUAUUUAGUUCCUCUAAUCAAUUCGUUUUUGAUGAUCAUAGUUGUUUACUCGAGGAAGCGAUACUGAUUAGCCGAAAUUAAACGAAUGAUGUUCGAACAUUUCUUGCCUGUUUUCUAGUGAAAGAUUCUUUACAGUUCUUUAACACUACUGCAAUAAUAACUCAGUUUGUACUUAAUUACUGGAUUUCUGAUAUUAUGAAACAACACUUCCUGUGUAAGUGAUCUUCACCUUUUGUUUAGAUAAUACUCUUGAUUGUAUUAAUUAAUUUCGAUCUUUGAACGAA
Molecule: messenger RNA, 1729 nt
Organism: Spinacia oleracea (spinach)
Lineage: Eukaryota; Viridiplantae; Streptophyta; Magnoliopsida; Caryophyllales; Amaranthaceae
Product: rac-like GTP-binding protein ARAC8
Exons: 8
Coding region: 606-1241 (211 amino acids)
Biological process (GO): small GTPase-mediated signal transduction
Molecular function (GO): GTP binding; GTPase activity
Source: RefSeq, a predicted model, not a curated record